This is a messenger RNA of Tetranychus urticae (two-spotted spider mite), 4661 nucleotides long. RefSeq lists its product as uncharacterized. Lineage: Eukaryota; Metazoa; Arthropoda; Arachnida; Trombidiformes; Tetranychidae. The record is from RefSeq and is a predicted model, not a curated record. Gene Ontology annotation, biological process: lipid transport. Gene Ontology annotation, molecular function: lipid carrier activity.
AUUAAAUUCAAUUGAGAGUCAAAAAAUAUUUUGAUCUUUCAAGUUAAAUUACUGAUUUAGAGUCAAAGACUUGAACUGACUGUUCAUUAUUUGAUUGAUCAACAAAUAAAAGUCAAUUGUUAGAUGUUAAGUUAAUUCAUGAAAAAAUAUGUUCCAAUCACUAUCACUAGAUGUCAGUAAAAGAAGUUGAAUAAAUCAAUGAAAGCGUAUUUUUAGUAAACCUUUCAAAUUGGAAUCAGCAUGAAAUUCAUGAAGCUCAAUCAGGUUUUUUUUCAAGUUUUGAAAUGAGGUCUAGAGUAAGAAUGAACGCCUUUAUGAGUAAACCAAAUUGCACAGUUUAGUCUAAUUUUUAAACUUCAAUCUGAAGAUAAAAAAUCAGUUCACUGUUGAAUGAAUAGAAAAGUUUUGAUUUUCGAUAUUUUUCCCAGAAAAAAAAUUCAUUGUUAAAGUUGACAAUAGCCAGUAAUUUAAAGUUGCAUUACAAAAGCAAAUGUUUGCAUCGAUAAUAACUGUACAAAAUGAACCGAUUCACUAAAUGUCAACAGAUGAAUCAAUCGAAUCAAUAUGAAAUGAAAAUGAAUUAAGCUGAAAAGGUGAGUUCCAAGAAAUGUCAUUUUUCCCUUUAAUCCCAUGAAUAGAGCCCAAAACUGUCAAAACAAAGACAUUAGAAAUCAGAUUGAUCUUCAAAUAUAAACUGAUUAUAUAAUAAUCAAUCGAGUAACAGGUAAGAAGAGAAUGGAAAAAACAUGAGAAAAUAAUGGAAACAGAAAUGGGCGUAAUCAUGAUUCUUUACUCCCACUUCCCUCAUAGUCUAAUCACACGGUGUUUCAUUCAAUGGACAGACCUUUGAAUAAUCUGGUAGCUUUUGUUGUUUACUCUUCAUGAUGAUGAGCAAGUUGAGUAUAAAUGAAGAUGAUGAACCUUUGAAAAGAGUAACAAUUCAGUGUUGAUCAGUCAGUGUUGAUAAGUGUAAAAAGAGGUUAUCAAGGUGUUCCAAGCAACCAGAUCCUUACCGGUUAAAGUGACCAAACCCGAAAUACAUUUCAUUCAGUAUUCAUCAUCAUUACAAGUUGGCUGAGUAAAAAGAAAAUCUUGAAAAAGAAAAAAAAUCUUUACCAAUUUAAAGUUUGUCGCAAUUUUAAUUAUGUGCUUAUGAAUCAACCAACAAUCAGUAGCAUUUUUGCAUUUCAAGAUCGUGUAACUUACGAAAAGUCAACAAUGAAACAAAUCAGUUCCAUCUUCGUUUGCCUGUUGAUUGUUUCACUACUUUUAACAUCAAUCAAUGGUGAAACAACCAAAUCCGAUGAGAUGUUAACGAAACUCGAUUGUCAGGAAGGAGAAACACGAAGUUUCAGGUAUUCAAGUGAAACUAACCUUUGGGGUCCAAUGGAAGAGCAAAUAGCUGUUAAUGCAAUAGUUGAUAUUGACUGCAUGGGACGAGACAACAAUACUGGUGCUCUUAAAUACAUGGUUCAAAUAUCAAACGUCAAGACUGACCUGAAAAGAGACGGAAAAUUAAUCAAUUUGCAACAUCGUUCUGAAAUGGGUAAAAUUGUUCGUCGUCGAGAGAAGCGAAGUGAAGUAUCUGACUGGGUGGCUGAAUCAUGGCAAAAGAUAAAAUCGUUUUUCACUCGAUUUUUACGAAAACAGUUGAACAAGCAAUUGGAAGAUAAAAUUGAAUUGGAUUUGGAAGGUCGAGGCUGCACACUUCCAACCAACCCUAAAGGAUCAACAGCCGAUAGAGAAAAACGUUCAACCAGUAAUAGUGUUAAUCAUUUGCUUGAUGAGAAGAUUGAGUUGCCUUUCGAGUUUGUUCAACUACCUGGAGGUCCAAUUCCUGAGAUACGUUUAAGUAAACUUGAAACUAACGAAGCCGUAAAAAACUUCAAGAAACACAUUGUGGACACAUUUGCUACUCAACUAGCAACUGGCAAACAAUCAACUAUCGAAAAGAGUCCAAUUGGUGAACACAUUUCACAUUAUGAGUACCAUGAAGUUGCCCCGGAUCAACCCAUUGAAGAGACUUUGUCUGUUGCUGGUUACCCAAGCUUUAUGAUCAACAGGAAGGGUAAAGCUUUCGUUGAUGAUGACAAACAGGAAUCACCGACAGUCAACAAAAAGAUGCAAGUAAUUAGAGAAGUGAGUCGAAGUGAUGUUAUAAAAGUUGGCAGUGGAUCAGUGCUCAUUCAUGAUCCUGAUCAGGUCAAUAUUUCCAUUCGACAAGUCCAAGAGAUCGUACAAGGAAGAAUGACAGAGACGGCUGGCUUGAUUUCUGUCGAUUUAACUAAACCAAUGGAUCAAAGUGCAAAAAGACGUAAACGAAGCUUGGGUUUGGAUGAUGAUCUUGAUGGUUUCAUGAAAGUAUUAACUGCUUACUCAAUGAAUUCGAGUCCAAAUCAAAGAGCCAAACGGGAAACUGGUGAAAGAUUAGCUAAACUACGUAAAGUUGAAACAGAUCUUGAUCUGGUUUCAGAGUCACUUGUAUCAUCUUCUUCGCCAGAGACUGAAAAUCAAGAUCGAUUGGUUCGUUUACAAGGAUUAAUAACAGAAAUUGCAUUAUCACAGCAAACGUUUGAUUUCUCAAAGAACUCUGAGCAAAGGAAUCCAGAUUUUGAUCUACUGAUUGCUGCUCUACAAAUUGAGGCAAAAUUAAAGUUAACCCAAACUGAUGGAAGCUCAUUAUCAUCCAUGGUUCGACAAACAAUUACUCGUCAAAAGUUAGAUGCAAAUUGUGGAGCUGGAACUCAAUUUAAUUUAACAAAGUGCCAUGAUUUACUCGUUAUUGCAACAAUCGCUGGUUCACCUGUUACUUUGCAAGUAAUAACAGAAUCAUUUGCCUCUGAUCCAGUUGGUACAUCGUCAGUGUUGAGUCGAGUUGACCAUCCUUCAGAAGAACUAGUCGCGAAUUUGGUCAAACAAUUCACUAAAACAUCCGCUUAUGGUUCACCAAAAGGAUCCAUGUUAAUGACUUUGAGCAGUUUAGCACACAAAUCAGACAGUAAUGUAAUCAAAAAGAGUGUCUCGAAGCUAUUAAUGAAGGAACUGGAAGCAACAGCAUCAGCCAAAUGCGAUUCACUCUACACUUUGGACGUUCUUGAAGCCAUCGGCAAUCUUGGUGGAGAAAAGUUUGUACCAGUAUUAAUUAAUCUAUCAAAUACACAAUGUACAUGUUCGGACUCAAUGAAAAUCGGAAUAAUUCACGCUCUUCGUCAAAUGGUUGAUAAACCUGAAGUCAUCGAGUUUUUAACAACUUUAUUGAUGAACUCGACAAUUGACUGUUCGAUUCGCAAAGAAAUUGUUGCAACUUUAUUCUCCUCUAAAUUGAUUACAAUCAGUGGUUCUCAAACACUGCAUCAGUCACAGUACAAGUUCACAAAUCCAAUAGAAACAAAUCCCGUAGUAACAAUGCUUAGUGAAUCCAUUCUAAACUCAACAGAUUCGGCAGAUGAUUGCAUUAAAGAAGAACUUGAAAAGGCUUUAAAGAUGAACAACAACGAAUAUCAGUCGGCACGAAGAAAGCGAUCAGUUGAUAAUGGAUUUUGGGAUGAUUCGAGUUGCACUGACCAUUCAUCUACACCUGCAAAAGCACCUUCAACACCAGAAUUCCCAAUGGUUUCUGAUGGUAAAAAGGACAAGAAAAGACUCGUGGAAACUCCAAGUGUAGGUUACGUUCAACGAAGAAAAUGUACGGCAAUUAAAUCUUUUGGUCCGAAGCAAGUCCAGGCGAUUCUAAGAGCAGAUAUUAUAAACGAUGUUUUGGAUUCAUCGGAGAAUCCAGAUUACAAACUCACUGCAAACUUUGGAUUGUCAUCUCACGUUUUGGGUAAAAAUGUUGAUGUUGGUAAAAUGUAUCUUUACGCAAAGCGAAACAUCAGUCGAGCUUAUGUUAGUCUAUUUGGCCAAACACUGCUUGACUCGCAACGAGACUCGUGUGACACAAGACCAUUGGAACCAUACCGUUACACAGCUUACGUACCUUUGUAUGACUUCAACAUUUGGGUUGUGAGACUUGGUCUUGGUUUACGGUUCAAUGGUGAACUUGCGUUUGACCAUUUGAAAUCAAAUUGUUUGUCCAACACUGAAAAAAAGAAAAGAUCUGAAGCGUCAUCAGAAUCUGAGAUCGAUGAGCUCCUCAUAAAGCCUGGAGCACAGUUGCGAGUUGCUGGUGAAGCUUCAGGAACCAUUUUGCUUUUAAGAGGAGGAGUUGACAUUGGAGGCGAUUUCAAUUAUCAAUCAGAUUUGCAAUUCAAGCCCAAGCCAGGAUUUUGUUUGACUGCUUACAAUGCUCAUAGACCGAUGAAUGUCUCUGUUCAGCCAUGGUUUCAGUUCUGGGACAGCAGUUGUCAAGAAUGGAGUAACCGUCAUAUUUAUCGACCUGAAAUGUUGAAUUGGAAAGUAACUGAAAGUCGAAGCAGUCCAUGGAUUCAAAAUGAAUGCAUCAUUCGAAAAUGAUCUGCUUGAAGAUGCAGAAUAAAAGGUUUAACUCUUCACCCAAACCAUUAUAAUAGUAAAAAUUGUAUUUUAUGAUUUGUGCACUCAAACCGAAUGAGACUAUUUUUCACUAUUUUUAUUUGUACGAAAUUGCAUGUUGUCGAGUCACUUUUUUGUAAUUGUUAUCACUAUUGAAGUUUCAAUCAAAUUAAAUUAUUUUCGUCUGUUGA